AUUCAAUUUUACGCGUGCAGGUGCUUCUCCGAAGUCGGUAUGUCCGGACUUCGGCAGCUGGUGUCUCUCAACUUCGAAGUCUGUGCCACGUAUGGCACCAUCGUGCACGAACUGUUGCACGUCCUUGGACUCUGGCAUGAACAGUCGCGUGCUGACCGCGACCGAUACGUGCGUGUUGUUUGGAACAACGUUGUACCAAGGUUCAAGGCCAACUUCAUGAAAACCAACAGAGUACCUUACCUGGACGAGGACUACGACUACGAGUCUAUCAUGCACUACUUCUUCAACGCAUUCUCCAAGGACCCCGAGCAGGCCACACUGGUGCCCAAGAACACUGGCGUCGAGCUGUUCAAUUUAGGCCUUGCCUUCAAGGAGAAUCGCAUGACCAAGGUGGACAUUCACAAGCUCAACACCAUCUACCACUGUCCCGCCGACAAGCCUGCGGGUCACGACGAUGCCCACCAUGAAUAAACACACGCUGUGAUAUAGUA
Rhipicephalus sanguineus (brown dog tick) is the source of this 491-nucleotide messenger RNA. Its product is annotated as zinc metalloproteinase nas-4-like. Gene Ontology annotation, biological process: proteolysis. The coding region runs from base 40 to 471 and encodes 143 amino acids. The transcript has 2 exons. The record is from RefSeq and is a predicted model, not a curated record. Gene Ontology annotation, molecular function: metalloendopeptidase activity. Lineage: Eukaryota; Metazoa; Arthropoda; Arachnida; Ixodida; Ixodidae.